Theileria orientalis strain Shintoku is the source of this 606-nucleotide messenger RNA. RefSeq lists its product as hypothetical. Bases 1 to 606 code for a protein of 201 amino acids. Lineage: Eukaryota; Apicomplexa; Aconoidasida; Piroplasmida; Theileriidae. The transcript has 3 exons. The record is from RefSeq and is a predicted model, not a curated record. Gene Ontology annotation, cellular component: catalytic step 2 spliceosome; precatalytic spliceosome; Prp19 complex. Gene Ontology annotation, biological process: mRNA processing.
AUGAAUUCAAAUGUAGAAAAUGUUAGUGAUUUACUCUAUAAACGCAACCAAUACCACCAUUUGGUUGACAGUUUGCCGUUUGUAGACACAGUUCCUGCUGAUUUGGAGCAUGUGGUUAAGGAUUUAGUCAACGAUGAGAUGAGGGUGAUUUUGGAGGAGUCUGGGUUAUCUGAGUGCCAGUUACUCGACAGAUACCUCGAACCUCUUCCCUUCAACUUUACUCCUAACGGUUGUUUAUACAAUAAAGAGGUCGAUCGCAUUAAUAAUGGCACUGAGAUGGAGAAAUUAGAUUUUUCUCACUAUUCUCCCAUUUCUAACCACAAGGAUAUUAAAACCAAGAUGAAUCGCAUUAAAAUGUUAAUGGAAUACUCUCAGAAUUCCCUCAUUAAUCUUGAGUUGAUGGACCGUUACAAGGAAGGCUCCUGGUUAAAACACCUUGAUUCUCUCACAUUGCUAAAAUUAAGCAUGGAAAAAAGGAAAAAAUAUAUUGAUUCUAAAUUGGAUGAUUUGAAUAAACGUCGUAAACUAUCUCAAAUUGAUACUGCAAAUCAACUAAGAUCAAUUAAUCAGGAAUAUGAAGAUUACAAAUUAAGGUUAGAACGUUAA